This is a messenger RNA of Fragaria vesca subsp. vesca, 1586 nucleotides long. Its product is annotated as phosphate carrier protein, mitochondrial-like. Gene Ontology annotation, cellular component: mitochondrial inner membrane. Gene Ontology annotation, biological process: mitochondrial phosphate ion transmembrane transport. Bases 54 to 1157 code for a protein of 367 amino acids. The transcript is spliced from 6 exons. Lineage: Eukaryota; Viridiplantae; Streptophyta; Magnoliopsida; Rosales; Rosaceae. The record is from RefSeq and is a predicted model, not a curated record. Gene Ontology annotation, molecular function: phosphate transmembrane transporter activity.
CACAAAGGCAGAAGAAAACCCUGAAUCAUUUCCCAGAAAUUGAAAGAGAGACGAUGGCAGAUAGUUCUCGCCAGUCUCUCAUUCCGAGCUUCCUCUACUCUUCUUCUUCUUCCACUUCUUCAAUUCUGUCGAAAAGAUCGGUUGAUUUGGAUGCUGUGACACAUAGAAGUGGUGCUACUCAUGCAUCGUCACCAUUUAUUUCGUCGUCGUCGAAGAGGGUGAUGAUUCAGUCACCCAAAGAGAAACUGGAGAUGUACUCGCCGGCAUAUUAUGCGGUGUGUACAGUCGGAGGGAUGUUGGCCACCGGACCCACCCACACGGCUGUCACUCCUAUUGAUGUUCUCAAGUGUAACAUGCAGAUUGACCCGGCAAAGUACAAGACCAUCAAAUCUGGAUUUGGAGUUCUGUUGAAGGAGCAAGGAAUUAGAGGUUUCUACAAGGGUUGGGCGCCCACUUUGAUUGGUUACAGUGCUCAGGGUGCCGGCAAGUAUGGACUCUAUGAGUAUUUCAAGAAGUACUAUGCAGACAUUGCAGGGCCUGAGUUUGCAGCCAAGUACAAGACCUUGAUCUAUCUUGCAGGUUCUGCAUCUGCUGAAGUGUUUGCUGAUGUUGCCCUCUGUCCUAUGGAAGCUGUCAAAGUUCGAGUCCAGACUCAGCCGGGGUUCGCCAGAGGUUUGUCAGAUGGGCUGCCAAAGUUGAUCAGAUCGGACGGCGUUCGCGGGUUGUACAAAGGGAUUGUUCCUCUUUGGGGACGCCAAAUUCCUUAUACAAUGAUGAAAUUUGCGACUUUCGAGACAUUUGUCGAGCUCUCUUACAAACAUUUGAUCCCAAAGCCAAAAGAGCAGUGCAGCAUACCAUUGCAGCUUGGGGUGAGCUUUGGCAGUGGAUAUGUGGCUGGUGUGUUCUGUGCUGUUGUUUCACACCCUGCUGAUAACUUGGUGUCUUUCCUCAACAAUGCCAAGGGGGCAACCGUUAGUGAUGCUGUGAAGAAUCUAGGAGUAUGGGGUCUUUUCACCCGGGGUCUCCCUCUUCGUAUAGCCAUGAUCGGAACCCUUACAGGAAGCCAAUGGGUCAUCUAUGAUUCCUUCAAAGUUUUAAUGGGCGUGCCAACAACCGGCGGCGCUGCUCCUUCCCCCACUGAGCUUGCAAGUGCUUGAAUCCAAAGCUAGCUGAUGGAUGUCAAACCUCAUUCUUUUAGUUCAAGGAUCAAAUUGCAAACUAUCUAUUCUUUUUUUGAAUCUGCAAACUAUCUAUUCUACACGUACUCAGUUUUUAGGUGUUACUUAUUCUCUUUUGCAAAAUUUACAUCUCAAUUCUUUGUACAUGUUUAAUUUUGAGGUUGGGGGAGCUCAUUUUGUCCUAGAGGCUGGGACCUGGCAUCAAUAUAUAGCUCCAGGCACUCUUCUGUUCUGUUCUGCCAUAGGGAGGACAUGCCAAAACAAUAUGUUCAUUUUCUUUGUUUGCAAUUUCCCCAAUGAAUUAUGUUUUCGUAAGGAGUUUGAGUUGAACGUAGGGUUCCGGCAACUUCUCAACCAGAAUCAAAGACAUUGUCAAAUAAAAACCUUCAUACAGAAGUUAUAAAACUC